Molecule: messenger RNA, 345 nt
Organism: Aspergillus luchuensis
Lineage: Eukaryota; Fungi; Ascomycota; Eurotiomycetes; Eurotiales; Aspergillaceae
Exons: 3
Coding region: 1-345 (114 amino acids)
Source: RefSeq, a predicted model, not a curated record
AUGAAGUACACAGACGGCCAAGUCACCCACUACUCGUCCCAAAUCAUCGAUCUAGAAGCCAACAACCAUAGCCCAUACACGGAAAACAUCCCCUUGUCAACAUAUACCACUGCACCGACUCAGCCUUGUGACACCCCCUGGCCGGGAAGUACACAGGGCCAGACAACGGCUCAGGAGCAAACAAACGCUUUGGAACAGAGACCUACCCAAUCAUUUGGAGCCGCAGAAUGCUGUUGGGACUGUGGCAAGCUCUUCAUGUUCAUCACCGGUUUUGCGUUUCUAGGCUUUGUGAUUAUUGGGUUUUUCUAUUGGGGCUUGUAUGUGCCUAUCUCCGUUACGACGUAG